CUCUCUGUCUAUACUUGUGCAGUGGUGGAUGAUGACGGUGGUGGAUGGAUGAGGCGCACAAAGGACAUAUGGGGACAUAAGUCAUUGCCUGCGAUUCGUGUGCUUCAUCGGUUUGAAACCUGGAUGAUCAUGCAUCGAAGCUCAGUCGCUACGAAAUACAUCCCUAUUCUUGCCUGACUGUUCGGGCGGUACGAGAUACGGACUGGGAUGCAUGGCGUGCUCUCUUUUCGCUGCCUGCCUGCCUGCCUGGUAUCGUGUGUAACAAAUGCCAGAUCGGUUGAGAGACAGAGUACAUCGCAUCGUAGGUGUGUUGGUUCUGUACGUUCGUGCGUAUGUGUAGGUCGACAUACGUAGUAGGUCUGUUUUGUCUAGUGAUAGGGUUCUCGAUGCGGAGGGAAUGCAUCAUUUGUUCACGAUUAUUCUGCCAAAGGCACGGGCGUCUCCACGUGUGUAUGCAUCAGAACGCACACGAAAAACCAUCCGUCCUCUCCCCAGUCGGUCGUCCUUGAGCGAAGCAGACUGGGUGGCUCCUCUCCUUAGCUGAGCUGUCCGCAGUCCUUGAUGACCACCUUCAUAGUCGGCCGCCCACUCUUGCUGCCCGCCGCCUCGAUGUUAUCCACCACUGCCUGCAUCACACGCACAUGUGAUGGAAGACACAGUGAUGGUGUGUGGAGGUGUGUGUGAGUGUGUGGGAAUGAAUACCUGUCCUUCCACGACCUCCCCAAAGACGGUGUGUCUGCCGUCGAGCCAGGGGCACUCGACCGUCGUAAUGAAGAACUGAGAGCCAUUUGUGUUGGGACCUGCACCCACACACAGACGUGCACACGCCAUCCAUCCAUCCAUCACCCAAGGCGUGCCUUGCCAUAUGAGCUACUAUAGGUACCUGCGUUAGCCAUGCUGAGCAGGCCUCUCUUGGUGUGUUUCUUGGUGAAACUACACAUAACAAUCACACACACACGUCCACAGCAGACCCGGUGCGCGCCGCGCCCCUUCCGCCCGGCUCGCACUUCUCAUCUGGGAAGGUCCGGCCAUAGAUACUUUCCCCGCCCGUCCCGUUGCCGGCAGUGAAGUCGCCUCCUGCACGGCACACCAUACACAAACAACAUAAGGAUGGAUGUGUGGACAAGUUGAUGACGCCCCUGACCUUGGCACAUGAACUGGGGUAUGAUUCUGUGGAAGGAGGAGCCCUUGUAGUGCAGCGGCUUGCCGGACUGACCCACUCCCUUCUCGCCCGUGCACAACGCGCGAAACUGGGGGCCACCACAGACAGACAGACAGACAGACAGACAGAGAUGGAUGGACGGAUGGAUGGACAAUACAGCCACGUGAAUGCGUUGAUGCGUACGUUUUCGGCGGUUUUGGGCACGGUGUCUGCGUAGAGUUCGAAGACGAUCCUGCCCGCCUCGAAGUCAUUGAUGGAGAUGUCAAAGAAAACCUUCGGGUUCUGACAGUCCGACGUCAGACAGACACGACAGUCACGUGAAUGAAUGGAUCGGUAGAUCUGUGCAGCGCAUGAUCUCACGGCCAUCUGCAGCGUCGUGCUCCCUCCCCGCACCCUCGAAUGCUGCAACAUCACACCCACACACCGACAGACGGACAGAUCAAACACACGGCGCAACCGACCGGAUCUAUCUACCACUCCUUCACUGUGCAAAAUGAAGGGUGGUUCUAUCUCUCUGCGCAUACCCUCGCGCGCAUCUUGGUGACGAGCAGUCCAGGAGUGGCAAAGGCAUCGCAUGAUGAAGACAAGAUCAGCGACACUGCGGCCAGCAGGGCUGUACCAGACUUCAUUUGCAGACCAGAUCUGAUUCGUGCCUUUUCC
Molecule: messenger RNA, 1822 nt
Organism: Vitrella brassicaformis
Lineage: Eukaryota; Vitrellaceae
Source: the annotation of a GenBank genome assembly